UGACAGAAAAUGGUUUUAGUUACAAUAACGCUGCUGUGCCUAUUGUUGGCGCUCUUCUAUGUGUUCCUUAGCUGGAACUAUGAUUAUUGGCGCAAGCGCCGGGUGCCAGGACCAGCGCCUAGUCUGUUUACCGGCAACUAUCCGAACAUAUAUACGCUAAAAAAACAUUCCAUAUACGAUUUGAAUGACAUCUAUAACAAGUACAAGCAGCGCUACGAUGCAGUGGGCAUUUACAUGGGCAGAACUCCACAGCUGCUGGUGCUGAGUCCGGAGCUGGCGCAUCGCGUUUUUGUAACAGAUUUCAAGUAUUUCCAUGACAAUGAGAUAGCCACCAUGGUAGAUGAAAAGUCGGACUUUAUAUUCGCCAACAAUAUAUUUGCCAUGGCGGGCGACAAGUGGAAGCAACGCCGCACGGAUAUAACACCUGGUCUAACAUCGAGUCGCAUCAAGACAGUCUAUCCGGUAACCAAUCAGGUGUGUAAACAGCUGAGCGAAUAUAUACGCAAGCAAAUGCGCAUGGGCUCAGCGCAGGGUCUAAAUGCCAAAGAUCUGAGUCUUGCUUUUACUACGGAGACAGUAACUGACUGCGCGCUGGGCUUGAGUGCUCAGAGCUUGACGGAUCAUCCUACGCCGAUUAUGGAGCAGGCAAAGAAUAUCUUCGAUCAGUCCUGGGCCUUUGUCAUUAACUUUGGCCUGCUCUCCAUCUUUCCAUCGCUGAAACGUUACAAAAAAGUUCGCUUCAUACCACAGCAUGUGGAGCAGUUCUUUGUGAAUCUAAUGCAAAGCGCCAUUGAUGCACGCAAGUCUGAGCAGUCGCAGCAGGUGCAGCGCGUCGACUUUCUUGACUAUAUACUGCAGCUGGCCAACAAGAAGCAGCUAAACACGCGCCAGCUGACAGCAUAUAGCAUGACCUUUCUGCUGGAUGGCUUCGAGACGACAGCCACGGUGCUGUCGAGUACGCUGCUGCUGCUGGGUCGCCAUCCAGAGAUACAGCAGAAGCUGCGCCAAGAGCUGCAGGCUCAACUGAAUGCUCAAGGAUGCAUAGACUUUGACAAGCUAGCCGAGCUGCCCUACUUGGAUGCCUGUGUGCAAGAAUCCAUGCGCUUAAUUACACCUUUGGCGUUCUCCAACAAGAUUUGCACACAGACCAUUGAGCUGCCCAACAGGCAGGGUGGCAACAUUACUAUAGAAAAGGGCACCAUUGUUGUUGUGCCACACGAUUGCUAUAUGAAGGACGAGGACAACUUUGCCAAUCCGCAUCUGUAUCAGCCCGAACGCUUUAUGGAACCGGAUGCAGCCAAGAAAUAUCGCGAGCGUGGCGUCUUCAUGGGCUUUGGCGAUGGACCACGCAUUUGCAUUGGCAUGCGCUUUGCUUUAAUACAAAUUAAAGCUGCACUUGUUGAAAUUGUUAGCAACUUUGAUAUCAGCGUUAAUGCCAAAACACGUAAGGACAAUUUGUAUGAUCCUGCUGGCGUAGUUACCAAACUAGAUGGCGGCAUUUGGCUUGAAUUUGCUGAACGUAAAAACUAAUAAAGCUAAGCUCUCACU
This is a messenger RNA of Drosophila busckii, 1548 nucleotides long. Its product is annotated as probable cytochrome P450 28a5. Gene Ontology annotation, molecular function: monooxygenase activity; iron ion binding; heme binding. The transcript is spliced from 6 exons. Bases 10 to 1530 code for a protein of 506 amino acids. The record is from RefSeq and is a predicted model, not a curated record. Lineage: Eukaryota; Metazoa; Arthropoda; Insecta; Diptera; Drosophilidae.